Glossina fuscipes is the source of this 1141-nucleotide messenger RNA. It is a transcript of the gene St2, whose product is annotated as luciferin sulfotransferase. NCBI's taxonomy places the organism in Eukaryota, Metazoa, Arthropoda, Insecta, Diptera, Glossinidae. Bases 80 to 1117 code for a protein of 345 amino acids. Gene Ontology annotation, cellular component: cytoplasm. Gene Ontology annotation, biological process: sulfation. Gene Ontology annotation, molecular function: sulfotransferase activity. The record is from RefSeq and is a predicted model, not a curated record. The transcript has 4 exons.
CAAACCGCUCGCGUAAAUAAAUAACCGGUCUCCUAUCCAACUACUUAUAUGUUUACUCGUUAUAACGUUAAGCAACGAAAUGUGGAGAAAAAGCCAAAUUCAUUGGAGAUUUGCAAGGAAAAUGGAAUUGAAAUAUCAAGAAUUGGAUAAAGCCAUUGCUGAACGGAUUGACGCGAUGUUCCCUAAAAAGAAUUGUUUUAUAAACGUCUCGCCAGGAAAUGUAAUACUGCCACGACAAUUUAUGAAUAUUGGGGAAUCGAUUAGAAAUCUGAAAACGUAUACAGAUGAUGUUUGGCUUGUGUCGUAUCCACGUACCGGUUCGACAUGGGCCCAAGAAAUGGUUUGGCUAUUAGGCAAUCAUUUAAACUAUGAGCAAGCGAAGCAAAUGCAACAGUUGCGUGCUCCUCUAAUCGAAUUGUCAGCAUUGUACAGUGAGGAUCAUUACGAGUGGGUGUCAAAUUCUUUGGGUGAUACCGUUGAUGUUGUACGCAAGAUGCGGCGACCUCGAUUUGCACGUUCACAUUUGCCUUGGCAUUUACUACCCGUAGACUUGGAAAAUUCAAAGGCCAAGAUUGUUUACACGGCAAGAAACCCGAAAGACUUGUGUGUCUCCUUCUACUAUUAUUGUAAACUAAUGCAUGGCCUUCAGGGGACAUUUGAAGAUUUCCUCGAACUGUUUCUUAAUGAAAGCGCACCAAUUGGAUCAUAUUGGAAACAUGUAUUGCCAUUUUGGAAGCGCAGCACCGAACCAAAUGUACUUUUUUUGAAAUACGAGGAUAUGAAGCGUGAUCUACCGAGCAUUGUACGAAAAUGCGCAAAAUUCUUGCAAAUAGAUUAUCAAAUUUCCGAAACGGACUUAAGACGUAUUUGUGAUCAUCUUAAAUUUGAUAAAAUGCAAAAGAAUCCAGCAGUGAAUUUGGAACCGCUACUAAGUCAAACUGAUAUCAAUGGUAACGGCGUUCAAAUGACUAAUAAUGCUUAUGCGGAUAUCCAGUUUAUACGUAAGGGCGAAAUAGGCGAUUGGAAAAAUUAUAUAACAACUGAAAUGUCGCAAAGGUUCGAUAAAUGGAUUGACCAAAAUACGAGAGGAAGCGGACUAUCAUUCGAUUAUGAGUGAGUGAUCGUAAACGGAUUUGCGUUA